This is a messenger RNA of Conger conger (European conger), 2128 nucleotides long. Its product is annotated as DAZ-associated protein 2-like. The transcript is spliced from 4 exons. The record is from RefSeq and is a predicted model, not a curated record. Bases 181 to 687 code for a protein of 168 amino acids. NCBI's taxonomy places the organism in Eukaryota, Metazoa, Chordata, Actinopteri, Anguilliformes, Congridae.
CUUCAGGGAGUGGCGGUGACGUAAAGACCCGCAAUAACACAACCAGAGAGCAGCACAAACAAGGAAGUGAAACCGAACAAACGCGAAACUUUGCUGUGGAUAAUCAGGUGCUACAGAAAAGGCCCACAUCCAACGUCUGACCUUAAUAUCGUUAAUAUUUCCAGUGACCAUUACGGGACAAUGAACAGCAAAGCUCCCUAUCCACAGCAAGCUGCAUAUCCCCAGCAAGCCAGUGCACCUCUGUACCCCCCGCCAUUGCAGGUGUCCCCUCAAGUUCCGCCUUACUCUGAUGCACCCCCUCCCUACUCUGAGAUCUACCAGCCCAGGUACAUGCACCCUCCCCAGGCCCCGGGUCAGAUGCCACAGAUGUCCUCUGCCUACCCCGGCACGCAGAUGUACAUGCCCCUGCAGCAGUCUGUGCCAGUAGGCCCGGUCGGCCCUAAUGUACCCAUGGCAUACUACCCCAUGGGGCCAGUGUACGCCCCAGGCUCCACAGUGCUGAUAGAGGGUGGCUUUGAUGCAGGGGCUCGCUUUGGACCAGGCGGUGCGAAUAUCCCUCCCCCUCCGCCCGGCCACAUCCCCAACGCAGCACAGCUCGCGGCCAUGCAGGGCGCCAACGUCAUGAUGUCACAGCGCAAGAGCAAUUUCUUCAUGGGCGGGUCCAGCGGUGGCUACACCAUUUGGUAACAGCAAACAUCGCCCCGGCAACCCCCCCUCCUCCCCCGACUCUCCACCCCCCUCCCAUCGCGGACCCCCACCAUCUCCUGCGGCCUGUCAGUCGUCACGCCGCAGUACUGACAUCGCCUAACAGAAUGUAAUGUUUUAGUGGCCAUUGUCUGAAGGUACAGUAAUCCAACUCAGCUGGAGGGAAUUGAGCGCCGCCUAGCAACACCCUCCCCCUGAGGCGGUGUGUUGGGUAUGCCACAAAUAUCUGUACAACAGGGAAUUUUGGGGAGGCAUUUUGAAAUACAUAAGUAAACAAGCACACAUUAAUUUGGUCAUUGCAACUUAAAUGUUACUAAAAUAUUUUUCCCCAGUGAACUUCAAGCCAGAAGUUUUUCAUAUGUCUUCCUUGCACUGUGGGGGUCCAAAUAUUUGUGGUCACAGGGUUUCUUUAAAACUACCCCAUAUUGAAAAGAUAUAAACACCCUGCUGAGAGCCGGCUCACAUCAGAACAAAGUCGAUUUUUAAGAUGGGUGACUCAAAUCAGACUUCACCAAAAGAGUCUACUUCACUGCAAGGAUCUGAGCCAAAUCCAGUUUUCACUUUUCAUCAAGGGACCUAGCAAAAUUGUGCUCUGGCCUUAAUGUGAAGUUGUAGAUACAUCUCUAACCACCAGGGGGCGGAAUUAAAAGAGAUGUCUGUGGCUUAUUUUAUUCCUUUGAAAUUGUACAGAUAUUUUUGUGCAGAUAGAAAGCAGGCCAUGAAAAAAAUCAAGAGUUAACCCUUGACAGAAUCGUAAGGUUCCACUCUGGUUUACUGUACCUUUCUUGGCUCCUUUUAGAGGAACAUUAUUGGGUGCUAAACUUUUAUGUGCACCUAUGAUUAAAAAAAUAAUUAAAGAAAUAUAUUAAAGUGCAGGUGAAAGUUCUCUGAUAUGAAGGGUUGGUUGGCGUCUUUUUAUGUUGUCGGAUACCCAGAGUCUUGCAAAUGAGUUAUGUCUCAGUUUAUGAACAUUCUUUUUUUGUUGAAGCUUCCUUUCAGUCGUCUAUAUUUUCCGAAAAUGUAAAAGGAUGUACAGCUCUUCUUUUCUGUCAUUGCCAAAAAAGCUAAAUUUAAAAAUACAAAAUGUAUAAAAAAAUAAAAAAUCUCUGAUUCCAGCAGGAGAAAACGGACACAGGCCAUUUUCAGUUCCAUAUACAAAACAAUUUGUGGCACAUCAAGCUUGUUAACUGUUUAUAACUUGUGUCAUAGAAGUAUAGCCACACAUCUGGUUAUACCAAAGAAUAGAAUGGUCCCAUUUUAAUGAAUUAGUCUGUCACACCGGCGAACCCUCUCCUCCGCUGAGCCAAUAGAUUUUUGCAGAGAACUGUAUUAAAACGUGCAUUUGGAGUAUAAUUGCUUUUUGAUUAUGUUGUAUGCUUUUUUGCACAUUUUUAUCCAAUAAAAAUUUUGAAUUAAGUUGUAA